Helicoverpa armigera (cotton bollworm) is the source of this 4852-nucleotide messenger RNA. It is a transcript of the gene sax, whose product is annotated as activin receptor type-1. The transcript is spliced from 12 exons. The record is from RefSeq and is a predicted model, not a curated record. Gene Ontology annotation, molecular function: ATP binding; transmembrane receptor protein serine/threonine kinase activity. Gene Ontology annotation, biological process: protein phosphorylation; cellular response to growth factor stimulus; cell surface receptor protein serine/threonine kinase signaling pathway. NCBI's taxonomy places the organism in Eukaryota, Metazoa, Arthropoda, Insecta, Lepidoptera, Noctuidae. The coding region runs from base 135 to 1880 and encodes 581 amino acids. Gene Ontology annotation, cellular component: plasma membrane; BMP receptor complex.
UAAAAACAGGAGAUAAUAAUUAUAUAAUAUUUUUAAGUAUUAAAGAUAUUGUUACCUUACAAUACUUAUUUCCACUUGUUCACAUAUAAGUUUGUAGCAUGACCUCAGUAGUGCAUUGUUAUGAUGAAUGAAGAAUGGCGGACGUUGUCAUUUUACGAUAUUUGUUCACAUUUCUAUUGAUAAAUGCUUGUUACGCGGGUCUACCCGGUUUGGAAGAGGAUGGAGUGUCGGGCAGCACUCAGGGGCCUGACAAUCAGCUACUGGAUGACCCUAUCUCCAUACAAAAGAUGAUGGUACAGCAACCCAGGAGGAAGAAGUUUCAAAAAAGAUAUAAGUGCCAUCAAUGCGAGGAGCCGGAGUGCGGCUCGGGCCCGCACGAGGUGUGCCACGAGGCGCUGUACUGCUUCAAGUCGUCGGUGCGGGACUCGGACGGGGAGCUGCGGUACACCAGGGGGUGCUCCACGCAGACCGCGCACUACCAGUUCACUUGUAGGACUAAUACGCCGCAGCAGAGCCUCCGCAAGCGUCACGCGGGCUUCCACAACGUGACGUGCUGCCAGGGCGACCUGUGCAACGCGGGCAAGUUCCCCGAGCUGCCGCCGCUGCCCGACACCGCCAUCGAGCCGCUGCCCAGCAACGCCUGGAAGCUGUGGGCCAGCGUGGCCGCCUCCGUGCUCAUCGUCAGCGCUAUCGGCGCCAUGGCUAUAUUUGUGCUGCGAAGGAGUCACAGGUUACGUGUAUCUCGCGCGGCGCUGCACAAGUUGGGCGCCGACUCCAACUACUUCUCGUCCAAUAUGUACAGUCCACAUGUCACCAGUGCCUACUAUGAAGGUAUGGAAGGCUCCCAAACCGGAGUAGGAGUGCGAGCGACAGCGGCCGGGGACUCGACGCUGCGGGAGUACCUGGAGUGCUCGGUGACGAGCGGCUCGGGCUCCGGCUUGCCGCUCAUGGUGCAGAGGACCCUCGCCAAGCAGGUCUCGCUGUGCCACUGUGUUGGGAAGGGUCGUUACGGCGAGGUGUGGCGCGGGUCGUGGUACGCGGACAGCGUGGCGGUGAAGAUCUUCUUCUCGCGCGACGAGGCCAGCUGGCGCCGCGAGACCGAGAUAUACUCCACCGUGCUGCUCAGACAUGAUAAUAUACUGGCUUAUAUUGGCAGCGAUAUGACCAGUCGGGGUAGUUGUACGCAGUUAUGGCUGAUCACCCACUUCCAUCCACUGGGCUCUCUGUACGAGCACUUGAACAGGACGACGUUAACACGUAAUCAGAUGAUGGCCAUCUGUCUGUCGGCCGUCAACGGGCUACUGCAUCUGCACACUGAGAUACAUGGCACACAGGGCAAGCCGGCCAUAGCUCACCGGGACAUCAAAAGCAAGAACAUCCUAGUGAAAGUGAACGGCGACGUGUGUAUAGCAGACCUGGGGCUGGCCGUGACCCGGGCACACGUGGCGGCCGGCGUCUCGCACAACCCGCGGCAGGGCACCAAGCGGUACAUGAGCCCAGAGAUGCUGGACCAGAGCAUAAACACGCAAUGCUUCGAGUCGUUCCUGAAGUGCGACAUCUACGCGCUCGGGCUCGUGCUGUGGGAGUGCUGCCGCCGCGUGGCGCCCGCGCCCGAGUACCGCCCGCCCUACUACGAGCUCGCUGCACCUGAUCCCAGCUUCGACGAUAUGAGGAAGAUCGUCUGUGUUGAUGCUGCUAGGCCCGAGCCGCCUGAUGAUCCGCAUCCCACGAUGGUAGGCAUGGCAGCACUGAUGCGCGAGUGCUGGCACCAGAACCCGUCGGUGCGUCUGCCGGCGCUGCGCAUCAAGAAGACGCUGCUCAAGCUCGCCGCCAACGACAACAGCAUACGCCUCAACGAGGACAACGAGGUCUCCGUCUAACUCCUGCCAUGUUUCAGGAACUUCUAGAAAGAAUCCAGAAAGUUUCAGAAUAAGAAUGAAACGCCAAGAUGGUCUUUGCACUAGAUUCUUAUUUUGUGUGACACAAAUGUAAACGGUAAGAAAUUGUGUGCAAACAUUUUCAAAAUGUCCGUGAAAUACAGACAGGCAAGCUCGCGCUGUUAUAACUAACUUCUCGAUACCUAUUUCAAAAUAUAGAAUGUGGUGUAAUAAUAAAAAUCUAAUAAUUUAUGAAACAGCCUAAAUGUGAAACAGGAACUUUCUGGAACAACAAAGCCUUGGUAAUUAGUUUGGUGAAACUCUGUGUGAUAGGAAAGACUAUUUUCUUAGACUUAAUUUGCUGUUUUGGCUUGACAAAUCUUCAUAAAAUUUUUGAUUAGUGUCAUUCGGCUUGUCAAAUCUUGAUUGAAUUUUGGAUUAUUGUUAUAUUUGUUAAUUCUGUUAUCAAGAAUUAUGCUUUGGAAAUAACAACAUUUUGUUGUCUUAUCUUAUGUUCAAACCACAACAGAUAUGAUUCAGCAGUUUCAAAGUAAUGAACACACAGACAGUUGAAGCGUAUGUCCACGAUAGCUUUACUUAAAGGUAAACAUAAUGCUUAUUAUUUAUAGCAUAGUAUCGAGUUAAUGAGACUUCUGCGUCGGCAGUCAUAGAAUACUAAAACGUAGUGGUUUAUACAAGGGACUUGAUAUUAUAUGGGGAAACAAAAUCAAAAAUAGUUUAUUCAGGUAGACUGAAAAACAGCACUUUUCAAAAGUCAAAACUACAUGAGAAUAUAUACCUACGUACUUAUAAUUAUGUAAUUGAUAAUGUGCUUCAGGCAUGCACAGACCGGCAAAAAGUGAGAAACUAAUCUCCUCACGGCACCUGUGGGCUCCUGGUUGAUAAACCAUAACCUUAAUUCGGAUGUUUUUCUUUAUAAUAAAUUGCAUUAAUGACAUAGCAAUAAUUUAAAAUCACUCCUAAAACCUAAAACUUGCUUAAUUUUGAAUGCUCUUUAUAAAAUAAUUCCUCAUACAAUAUCAAGUCUCUAAUUAGUUACUUAAUCUUGAAGUGCCGAAUAGUAUUUGUAAUUAGAUGUAAAUGUAAAAAUAUAUAAUAAUACUGUAAAUAUUAUAAUUUUGUAAGUUUUUUUUACUCAUAAUAAUUAAUUUUAUUGCUGUGGACUUUGAUAUGUUUGUUCUGAAUCUCGUUUAUUAUUUUAAUUUUGAAUUUUCCAUCCGUUUUAUAAUAUUAAAAGACCUGUCUAGAUUAUAAUACUUAUAUCAAUUUGAAUAUAAUAAAGUUAUGUUAUUACAACCACAAUUUAAGUAAACAAAUUAUAUCAAAAUCCACAGAUUUUACUAAUGUUCUAAUAUACCAAACGCCACUUCUAAAUACUUACGUUUUUCUCUAGCCAUAAAAUCAUGACAAAACGACAAACAUACAUUACAUUUGACUGUAGUUUGGAGUAUUAGAACAUUACACUACAUCCGACGUAGUUUUGCGCGUCUGAAGUUAGCUGUUGACCUGCGCAGUAGAUAAACUAGUUCGUAGAAUGUCCACUGCGCAGCGUAACAGCCAACUUCACACUCGCAAAGAUACGUCAAUCGUAUUUUAUUCUAAGUUUAGCAAAAUUCGGCGAUAGUUCGCUUCGAGCCGACGAUGGCUUUAACAAAAUUGAGUUGCCAUAUCAUAUAUGUAUUGUAAACACCGAGUUAUUUAGCAUUUGUCUAUAUAUAAGUUAUUGUAGUUCAUUGUGUGACUACUUUAUAUAAAUUGUUGGUUAAAUAACAAAAUUAUUGCACUUGUAAAUGUUGUUCAAGAAAAUAAACUUUACACUAGUGGUUUUAGGGAAACAAUUAUUUUUAAACUUAAAAAAUUAGCAUUUUGUUGAAAAUUUUAAACUUCAAAAGUAUUUGAACGACAUUUACGAGCUAAAGAAAGCUUUAUGAAAAGAAAAAUUCUAAGAAUCUCUUGUUUGUAUGAUAGAGAAGAAAGUUAACAAUAACUCACUCGUUGACGUACACUGUAGUUGUAAUGAAGUUAGUUUGUAAGUUUGUACCGCUCAGUUAUAAGUAUGGGAUGAUUCAUCUGUGAAUACAAGCGUGGUUUAACAAGUGACUGAGACAUUGCGGAAUCUGUACGAUUAUAUUAUUACUUUACGAUUAAAAAAGUGCAGGUGUAAUUUAUGUUUCCUUCUAUAUAUUUUUUCUUCAAACUCAAAUAACUUAGGCCAUUAGUGCUGGUAAAACAGCACUUAUGAAUGUCAAAAGAGAAACAAGUUGAUUGUGAAUAGACAGUAGACACAAUAUUACAAGCUUUUACAUUCUAUUCCUGUCGUUUUCAGAGUAAAAUUGACGAUUUAGACAUUGCCAUAUAAAAUAAGAUUUUACUGCGGACGGCGGAGAAAGUGCGUCCAAUUAAAAGUGCCACUUUUACCGUGAUAUCUUAAAGCCACGUUUACUUCAUACAUUUUAUCUUUCGAUGCUUAUAACUGAGCGGUUUGUAUGUUAAGGUUUACAGAAACAGGCAUUUAAUUCCGUUCCUUUACGAAAUACUCAAAAAGACAAUAAGUAUCCAGUGUUAGAGCUAUCCAUGGUUUUGGUCAAAAAAUAUGAAAAUUGAUGGCUUUAAUACUUUCAGUUUUUUAUUUCAAAUUGUAUAAUUUCAGUAGAAUUGCAGUUUUUAAAAUAUGCCAUAAAUAAAGUCAAAAAUAAUAAAAUUUGUCUCUUGCAAUCUACUGAAAUUGUUCAAUAAACCUGUAAUAUAACUCAAGGAUUUAUUUCAGAAAACGUACAGAUAUUUAUUUGUAUUUAGAUAAAAGUUUAUUUUACAGAAGUAAGUAGAUUGUACCAGUUGAGAGUUCUGUGCGAAUAUUGUGUUCAGUUAUUGUAAAUAUGUAGCGUUAACUAAGCCUUAUGAUAGAUAGACGCGACGCGUCACAGUUAUGAAGAGAAAUACAUAUUUGUCUAUUA